This is a messenger RNA of Pieris macdunnoughi, 1851 nucleotides long. The record is from the annotation of a GenBank genome assembly. Lineage: Eukaryota; Metazoa; Arthropoda; Insecta; Lepidoptera; Pieridae.
AUGGCUAUCCACGUGCUCCUAGCUUCAAGUGCCUUGAAGACAGUCAGUGUCACGGGACUAUGGCUCAUACCCUUACUCUUGGGGGCAUUCACGUAUAACAAUUACAACUCCUACGAUCCUGAAGCCAAGGUGCAGGAAACGGACCCAAAGAAAGAGUAUGAUUUCGUCAUUGUUGGAGGCGGGUCAGCUGGUGCUGUGGUGGCAAACCGGUUGACUGAAAUCGCAAGCUGGAAUGUUCUACUAUUAGAAACUGGACCAGAUGAGAACGAGAUAACUGACGUGCCGUCUCUUGCUGGCUACCUCCAGCUGACGAAGGUUGACUGGCAGUACAAGACAGAGCCAACAAACUAUGCUUGUCUUGGAUUUAAGAACCAAAGGUGCAGUUGGCCCCGUGGCAAGGUCUUGGGUGGUUCCAGCGUUCUAAAUUACAUGAUCUACGUUAGAGGCAAUCGGAACGAUUUUGAUCAAUGGGAAUCGUUUGGGAAUCCAGGCUGGUCUUAUGAAAACGUUCUUCCCUAUUUUAUCAAAUCUGAAGACAAUAGGAACCCUUAUUUAGCAAAUAAUAAAUAUCACGGGGUUGGUGGAUAUCUUACCGUUCAAGAAGCACCCUGGAGGACCCCUCUUGCAGCCGCUUUUGUCGAAGGAGGUGUUGAAAUAGGAUAUGAAAAUCGUGACAUUAAUGGAGAAAUACAAACUGGUUUCAUGUUAGCUCAAGGAACAAUAAGACGUGGAUCUAGAUGUAGCACAGCAAAAGCAUAUCUGAGACCAGUCAGAACGAGACCCAAUCUCGACAUCUCCUUAAAUACAAUGGCUACGCGAGUCUUAAUUAAUCCUAUAACCUUGAAAGCCUAUGGCGUCGAAUACAUCAAAAAUGGUAUGAAACAUGUCGUCUAUGCAAGGAAAGAAGUCAUAGUAUCAGCGGGCAGUAUCAAUACACCACAACUACUCAUGUUAUCUGGCAUCGGACCCGCACAUCACUUGCGGCACGUGGGUAUUCCAGUAUUAAAAGAUUUACCAGUUGGCGAAAACCUUCACGAUCAUGUGGGCGUUGGUGGAGUAACUUUUUUAGUCGAUAAACCUGUAUCAAUCAUUCAAAACCGCUUCCAGGCAUUUCCAGUUACAAUGAAUUACGUGGUGAAUGAAAGGGGACCAAUGACCGUACUCGGGGGUUUAGAAGGUAUUGCUUUUGUCAAUACAAAAUACGCCAACAAAUCUGGUUUAUGGCCCGACAUACAAUUCCAUAUGGCACCGGCUAGCUUCGCUUCAGAUAAUGGUCAAACUAUACGAAAGAUUCUAGGUUUAACCGAUGAGUUGUACAACACAGUAUUUAAGCCUAUUGAAAAUGUUGACGCUUGGACGAUCAUGCCGCUAUUGCUACAUCCAAAAACUCGAGGAUACGUGCGACUGAAAAGUUCAAACCCCUUCGAACACCCAAUAGUCAAUCCAAGAUACCAUGAGAACCAAUACGAUGUAGAUAGGCUUGUCGAAGGAGUAAAGAUAGCUUUGCAAGUAGCAAACGGUAAAGCGUUUAAACAAUUUGGAUCGAGAUUGCAUACAAUUCCUGUCCCAAAUUGUAAACAUUUUAUAUUUAUGUCAGACAAAUACAUUGAUUGCUUAGCCAGAACAAUUAGUAUGACAAUUUACCAUCCCGUAGGAACAGCAAAGAUGGGACCUUCUUGGGAUCCUGGUGCAGUUGUAGAUCCCCGAUUAAGGAUGCAUGGAAUAGAGAGUCUCAGGGUAAUAGAUGCUAGUGUAAUGCCAACUAUUGUUAGUGGAAAUACGAAUGCUGCAGUAGUCAUGAUCGCAGAAAAGGGUUCCGAUAUGAUUAAACAGGAUUGGUUAAAUCGGUGA